UUGGGCGCGCGGGCGCUGUUUACCGUUGAACGGGACGGGGUGGGCGGAGCCGGGAAGAAAGGGCAAUUGUGGCGUCAGCGUUUAACCGACAGAAAUAAACGGCCGCUGUCGAUACCGGUCAGUGUGUGAUUGCACCGAGUCCUACUGCUCGCCCUCGCCUCUUGACGCCAGAUCAGCCCCGAUCCCGGAGGAAGGGCUUCACCCCGACUCAGACAUGCACCAGUCCUGCCAGCGGGCCGUCGCCACCUACCCCGACCGCACCGGCGAACAGUUGGAGAAGGAGCUCCACGAUGGCCUUGAGGAGGGCAAGGAGCGCUUCAAGGACCUCAACGACCGCUUCGCCAAGUACAUCAACAGCACUGUCCUCUGCCUUCUGCGCCGCAACAAGGAGCUGCUGGCCGAGCUCAGCAACGCCGAGAAGGACCAACCUGGCCGCUCCGAGGCCAUCUUCCAGAAGGCGAGGAACGACCUCAAGUGCCGGCUGGAGGAGCAGCAGAAGGAGCUCAACUGUCUCAAGGCAGACAAGGAGAAAUACAAGAAAAGAUUGGAAAAAGAAAUACAAUUAAGAAAGGAAGCUGAAAAAGAUUAUGAAGAUUUAAGAAAGAAAACUGAUGAAACCAGUGUUGCAUUGGAUAAACUUCAACGUAAGGUUAAGCUUACUGAAAUACAGUUAUCUCAGUUAGAAGACAUACGUGAUCAGGAAUGCAUUUAUUGGCAGAAGAAGGUAGAGCACAUGCAAAGCCUUGAACAGGGAGACACACACAAGGCAGAUCUAGAACAAGCUCUAAAAGAGAUUCAUUCUGAACAUGAAGAGCUUGCAAAGAGAAAUAAAGAGAAUAUGGACAAAUAUAAGCAAAAGUUUGAGGAAGGCAGCACCAGGGCACUAGAAAAUGCCAAGAAGGAACUAGAAUGUUAUCGCAAAGAAAUGAAUGAACUAAAAUUAAAAGAUGAACUAAUGAAGAACUCGCUGUUAGAAAAGGACAAAGAUAUAUUCAGACAGAGAGAAUGCAGUAAGGUUCUGGAGAAAAGGAUUGUCCGUCACACAAAUGAAUAUCAGGAACUGUUGAAUAUAAAGACACAGCUAGAGCAAGAGAUAGUCACUUACAAAAAUUUACUGGGUCAAGUGGAACGGAAAGCAAGGGACUACUCAUCUCAGCCAGCAAUAAUUAAAAAAGAAGAGGCAAGAGAUACAAAUGACACAUGUCUAAUAUCUUCAUCUGAUGAAGAUAGGGAAUCUGAGGACAAUGAAGAUCUGUGUGCUCUGGAUCAAGACUAAAGCUGGUCUGUUGAAAACCAAAUGGCUGCAGAUCAGAGUCCCAUCUACUCAACAUUCUCACCUAUAAGAGAUCGAAGCCUUAAACACAUCACCAAAAUAUUGACAUGUUGCAAUUUACAUUAUUUUAGUAAAUGUGUAUGAAAGUUCACUAAUUUUGCUUGUUUCACAUGUGGAUUAUCUGGGAAAUAAAGUUUAACGUA
Mobula hypostoma (lesser devil ray) is the source of this 1476-nucleotide messenger RNA. RefSeq names its product glial fibrillary acidic protein-like. Gene Ontology annotation, cellular component: cytoplasm; intermediate filament. The transcript has 9 exons. Bases 215 to 1276 code for a protein of 353 amino acids. Lineage: Eukaryota; Metazoa; Chordata; Chondrichthyes; Myliobatiformes; Myliobatidae. Gene Ontology annotation, biological process: intermediate filament organization. Gene Ontology annotation, molecular function: structural constituent of cytoskeleton. The record is from RefSeq and is a predicted model, not a curated record.